AUGCAUGCGCACGGAGUUUUGCGCCUGAUCUGCUACCAACUUCUGCUUCUGGGGGUAUUUGGAAAGCACCAUUAUAGUCAACUACCUGGCAUGAGGAAUAUCUCACAUCUGGCGUCCAGACCGGACCGAACCCGACAUCAUUUAUCCACAUAUAUGAUGCACCUCUACCGGAAUUUCAAAGUGAACCACACGCGACCUGUGGAUUAUAUGGAGCACGAGCACGCGGAUACCAUCAAGAGCAUCCUGUCAAAGAGUUUGACCAAUGAAGGCAGACACUACGUCGCAAACUUUGACCUGUCCUCUGUGCUGUCUGAACAACAGAUCAAAGCUGCGGAGUUGAGGAUUCGUGUUCCCAGAGAAAUGAAUCAAACAAACGUUGCAGUGGAAAUGAGACACCUCCAGGACGUCCCGUGCCAUCAACAUGACGUCUGCCUGGAGAACCAGUCUCUGGGUGUGCUUUCAGAAGCAUCUCUGAUAAGCGUUUCCCAUCACUGGAGGGUCUACAACAUCACGGGUCUGCUGCUGGACUGGAUCGGUCUAAAACGCUCCGAGUUGAGGCCCCUGAAGACCAGACGAGCUCUGAGAUCCAGCAGACAUGCUCUUCAAAACGGGCCCAAACGUGCGGAUGGUAUCCGUCACAGAGCCAUGCUCCUGAUAUUCUCACACACAGUCCCGGAGCAGGGAAUGCAAGACAAGGCAAGUCUGCUUCACACAGCAGAGAAGUCCAAGUUUCUGUUCAACACCGAAGGAAAGGAGGUGCGGAGAGAGAAGACACAAAAGAGCAAGAGAGGCAGGAGAGGACAGCCCAUGAGGAACCCAGAGAUGGUCAGGAGUCCCAGUGAGAAGAGCUCAAUGUGUCGGAGAGUUGACAUGCACGUGGACUUCAACCAGAUUGGCUGGAGCUCCUGGAUCAUUUUUCCCAAGAAGUACAAUGCUUACCGCUGCGAGGGCAGCUGCCCAAACCCUCUGGGCGAAGAUCUUCACCCCACCAAUCACGCUUACAUGCAGAGUUUACUGAAGUACUACCAUCCAAACCGAGUUCUUUCAGCCUGCUGUGCGCCAACAAAGAUGAGCCCUCUCAGCAUGCUGUAUUACGAGAACGGAGAGCUAAUCCUGCGACACCAUGAAGACAUGGUCGUGGAGGAGUGCGGCUGCCUCUGAUGGAUUCGUGGGUUUCAUCAACGCUUCAAAUAGACAUUCAAAAGUCAAACACUGAGCCGAA
This is a messenger RNA of Myxocyprinus asiaticus (Chinese sucker), 1222 nucleotides long. Its product is annotated as nodal homolog. The record is from RefSeq and is a predicted model, not a curated record. The transcript has 3 exons. Bases 1 to 1161 code for a protein of 386 amino acids. Lineage: Eukaryota; Metazoa; Chordata; Actinopteri; Cypriniformes; Catostomidae. Gene Ontology annotation, cellular component: extracellular region. Gene Ontology annotation, molecular function: type I activin receptor binding; growth factor activity; cytokine activity. Gene Ontology annotation, biological process: BMP signaling pathway; SMAD protein signal transduction.